Molecule: messenger RNA, 1413 nt
Organism: Entrophospora sp. SA101
Lineage: Eukaryota; Fungi; Glomeromycota; Glomeromycetes; Entrophosporales; Entrophosporaceae
Source: the annotation of a GenBank genome assembly
AUGAAGGUUAACGAGGAAAAUCUAGCUAUUAAGAGCGAUUUGGAAGGCGAUGAUUAUGAACGAGAUUUUUACAAUGAAGACGAGGAACGUCAUUUGUUACAACGCGAGUGUGUCUACUUGUUACAACGUUGUUUGGCAGAUUUUCAAACUGGAUUUGCAGAAUUGUUAAGAAGUAGUCAGCGAUCAUUGGAGAAUGUUAGAAAUUUAUUUGAUGAAGGCGUUGACAGACCCGAGACUGGAAUUAACUUGAUUGUCAGGCGAGACGUAGUUGGAGGCGAUAUUUUUGACUGGAGAGAAAUUAACCUGAAUGGAUUGGAAGAAGUUUCUAAUAGAAUAAAACGUAGCGGAAUUGAACAAAUCCAAGUUUUGAAUUCGGAAAAUCGUACGAUCGUUUUGGAUGAGGUUAAAAACUGCAUUGAAAUGCUUCAAGUCUGUAUACCAAGUAGAAUUUUCAAUUUCAAUACAUUAGAUCAUAAACAUCGUCGUGGACAUUAUCCUCGUCCUUUCCUUCCGUUGAAUCAUAUUCAAAUUGACAUGAUUUGCGAUUAUUUGGAAUACAUCAAACAUGGUGAUGCAGAACAAACUGAUGAUGUUCAUAAAAUCACGGGACAAUCUCCUACCAUUUUGAAUUCGGAAAAUCGUACGAUCGUUUUGGAUGAGGUUAAAAACUGCAUUGAAAUGCUUCAAGUCUGUAUACCAAGUAGAAUUUUCAAUUUCAAUACAUUAGAUCAUAAACAUCGUCGUGGACAUUAUCCUCGUCCUUUCCUUCCGUUGAAUCAUAUUCAAAUUGACAUGAUUUGCGAUUAUUUGGAAUACAUCAAACAUGGUGAUGCAGAACAAACUGAUGAUGUUCAUAAAAUCACGGGACAAUCUCCUACCAGUAUUAAAAUAUCCUUUGAGGAUAACUCCGAUGCUUUCCGUCCUCCCUGUGACAGACUUGAUUUCAAAAUGAACAAUAACAACAACAGUAUGACAAAUGCCAGUAAACGAUUGGUCCAGCAACAACGUAAGAAACAACAAAGAGGUCGUGGUGAAAUUACUAGUGAUGAUAGUUUAGAUGGUGGCAAUAGAAAUAAAAGUGGUAGGAAUUAUUAUAACGAGAAUAUUGAUUAUAUUCAACAAACUGAUGAUGUUCAUAAAAUCACGGGACAAUCUCCUACCAGUAUUAAAAUAUUCUUUGAGGAUAACUCCGAUGCUUUCCGUCCUCCCUGUGACAGACUUGAUUUCAAAAUGAACAAUAACAACAACAGUAUGACAAAUGCCAGUAAACGAUUGGUCCAGCAACAACGUAAGAAACAACAAAGAGGUCGUGGUGAAAUUACUAGUGAUGAUAGUUUAGAUGGUGGCAAUAGAAAUAAAAGUGGUAGGAAUUAUUAUAACGAGAAUAUUGAUUAUAUUCGUAGCAGAUUAUAA